ACGGAGAAUCGCAGCAUUAUAGCAGCGCAAACUGGCGACGACGGCGUCUCGCUGGGUGCGAAGCUGUGAGAAUUUCAACAGUUCGCAGGAAGGGAUGAGAGAGAGAUGGCCACCACCUCCCCUUCCAUGCGUCUGAGCUUAUAAAAGAUAUAUCCAGUGCGGAUAAGCCAUUAGUGCAAGAGAACGAAGGAACGCAGCGUCGGCGUCGAGUGGGUCGUCACACAAAGCCAGAAGAUGGUCAGUUCACUGGAUGACACGGAACAAGUGAAAAUGCUCAAGAGGGCUUUCUCCAUGUUCGACUCCGCCAAGUCGGGAAGGAUCGAGAAGGAAAAAGUUCGGACGAUCCUGAACACCCUGGGGCACACUUUCGACGACCACGAGCUCGAGGUGCUGCUCAAGCAAGAGGACGACGACGGCAGCGGUAAAUUAAACUUCGACUCGUUCUUCCGGGUGGCCUCUCACUUCCAAGAGGAGGACGACGAGGCGCUGCAGAAGGAACUGAAAGAGGCUUUCAGGCUCUACGACAAGGAAGGCAACGGCUAUAUUCCCACCAGCUCUUUGCGGGAGAUCCUCGCCGCCCUUGACGACCAGAUAACGCCUGAUCAAAUGGACGGCAUGAUCGCUGAAAUUGAUACCGACGGCUCCGGCACUGUUGACUUUGACGAGUUCAUGGAGAUGAUGACCGGCGAUUAAACCUCAACACGGACUCAUUACCUCGGCGUGAAAGAAACGCUUGCAUUUUCUUUCAACGAUCCUGCAAUAUUGUCCGACGGCGCCGGCUCACCCACGACAAUCGGGAUCAGGAUCGAAGGAACAUCAUCGAACAUCGUUUCACCUGUACAUUUGCGCAUCAUGUAUCGACAUCGUUAAUUAAGUAUUCGAUUAAACGCUGUUUUCAAAGA
Hylaeus anthracinus is the source of this 902-nucleotide messenger RNA. It is a transcript of the gene TpnCIIb, whose product is annotated as troponin C-like. Bases 235 to 693 code for a protein of 152 amino acids. The record is from RefSeq and is a predicted model, not a curated record. The transcript is spliced from 5 exons. Lineage: Eukaryota; Metazoa; Arthropoda; Insecta; Hymenoptera; Colletidae. Gene Ontology annotation, molecular function: enzyme regulator activity; calcium ion binding.